UCAAAAUGUUCCUCGCAAUAAUAGUACUCUACUUUUACUUCAGUAAUAGUUGUAACCUCGUACACUACGGCCACGCCAUCGAAUCGCCACAGUACACAGUGGUGCACUCAGAAUCAGAUUUCGAGGUAAGACUAUACACUGAAUCCUCGUGGAUGUCUGCUCCUGUCCUAGGAACAACCUCCUUCGACUUCAAGGAGUCCACCAAAGAUGAUUUUCACAGGUUGUAUGAAUACAUUCAUGGUGGAAACCUAAACUCUUCUCACAUUGUGAUGACUGCUCCUGUCUUGACAAGCAUUAACUCAUCAUCAUCUAGCGGGUCUGACUAUUUUGUAAGGUUUUAUAUCCCAGCAAAGUAUGGUGGAAACCCUCCACAGCCCAAUCCUGAACUGAAUGUGCAGCUUGUCAAGUGGAAAAGUCAUUGCAUAGCAGUUAGAAAGUUUACCGGAUUUGCUAACGAUGAUGAAAUUAAUAAAGAAAUUGAAGCUCUUGUAAACAGCCUAAAUAAGCAGAAGAGUGGAAAGGCAGCAAUAUUGGAAGAUAAAAGUUACUACUCCGUUGCCCAAUACAAUGCUUCACAUCACCUUUCUGGACGCUUAAAUGAAGUGUGGAUCAAUGUGUCCGGUUUUACAGCAGAGGGAUGUCCAAACUAUCAAGGGAACUAUUGAUUUGGCCUCAGAUGUCUGGCAGAAUCUAGCAAGGAAUGUUGAUCCUGCUGAGAAUAAAACAGUGCUUUUAUUGUAGAUAUGCUCCUUCAUUAAUAAUAGAGUUUCAAUAAAUGAGAUCCUGAUGCAACAUUUGGUACCUUGUCUUUUUUGGUAAAAACAUUUGGUACCUUGUUUGUGCA
Molecule: messenger RNA, 844 nt
Organism: Quercus lobata
Lineage: Eukaryota; Viridiplantae; Streptophyta; Magnoliopsida; Fagales; Fagaceae
Product: heme-binding protein 2-like
Exons: 2
Coding region: 6-665 (219 amino acids)
Source: RefSeq, a predicted model, not a curated record